AAGACUAUUAGAUUAAAGUCUUUUGUUUAUAAGAAAUUGUGAGGUGGCCAUGUCCAUUAGUUUUAAAAUUUUAGUCUCUUUUAAAAAAGGAAAUCCAACCUUUAUAUAUAGAGUUGGAACUCAGAGAAUUCCAAAAGCUUGAAAACAGAUAACACUGGAAGACAAACAGGGCUGUUGUGAAGGAGGAAUAGGACAACGGUGCAUGCUACCGGUUUUGAGGGGCAUGUUGGAUUGAUCAUCUAGCUCCUUUCCUCAUAUCCUUCACUGGAGAUGAGAGGUUUGGGCUAUACGUCUGUACCCAUAACCAGUUUCAUGAGUAGGAACAAGAAGCAUGGCAAGAAACUCAGCAGAAGAAGCACAAGCAGAAGCACAAGAAGAGUAUACAAAAGAUGGUUCUAUGGAUCUUAAGGGAAACCCUGUACUUAGAUCAAAGAGUGGUGGUUGGACUGCUUGUUCCUUCAUUGUAGCGUUUGAGAUAUUUGAGAGGAUGGCAUCUUAUGGAAUAUCAUCAAACCUGGUGAUAUUCUUAACCAACAAACUUCACCAAGACAUCAUCACUUCUGCAAACAAUGUGACCAACUGGGUAGGCACAAUAUGGUUAACUCCGAUCAUCGGUGCUUACAUCGCCGAUGCUCAUCUUGGUCGCUACAAGACUUUAAUUGCUGCUUCCGCCGUAUAUCUGUCGGUAAUGAUUUAUAAACCAAUUGUUUUAGAACAGAUUCAAAUGAAUACUUUCUCACAAGAAUUUGGAUGUGUUUGUAAGGGAAUGUGUUUGCUGAUAGUAGCAGUAUCAGUGCCAUCACUGAAACCAACAUCUUGUGGACAAAACCACCCUGACUGCAAUGAAAAGGCUUCACCACUGCAACUUGGUGUGUUCUUCUCUGCACUCUACAUCUUAGCCAUCGGCACGGGCGGCACAAAGCCGAACAUUGCAAUCAUGGGAGCAGACCAGUUCGAUGAGUUCGAUCCAAAAGAGCGAGCCCAAAAGCUCUCUUACUUCAACUGGUGGAUGUUCAGCAUCUUCUUCGGUACUUUCUUUGCCACCACAAUUGUUGUGUACAUUCAAGAAAACGUAGGAUGGACGUUAGGCUAUGCGCUACCGACAAUGGGUCUUGUCAUCGCCGUUGUCAUUUUCCUUAUCGGAACUCCACUUUAUCGGCAUAGGCCACCAUCAGGAAGUCCAUUUACAAAGAUGGCAAAGGUUUUGGUUGCAGCAGCGAUAAAAUGGAGGUCGAAAGUACCUUAUGAUCCAAAAGAACUUUAUGAGCUUGAUUCGGAGGAGUAUGCCUCAAAUCGAAAAUAUAAAAUUAAUCAUACUCAAACACUCCGGAUAUUGGACAAAGCAGCAGUGAAGACCGGACCGACAUCACCGUGGAUGUUAUGCCCGGUGACACAAGUGGAAGAGACAAAGCAAAUGCUUCGAAUGAUCCCCAUACUCAUUGCAACCUUCGUUCCAAGCAUAAUGGUAGCUCAGGGUAACACCCUCUUUGUCAAACAAGGAACAACACUAAACAGGAGCAUCGGUCCUCACUUCAAGAUCCCCCCGGCUUGCCUGCAAGCUUUCAUCACCGUCUCCAUGCUCUUCUCGAUCGUUAUAUACGACCGAUGGCUUGUCCCUUCCCUUAGGAAGUGGACCAAGAACCCCAGAGGCAUUACUCUUCUUCAAAGGUUAGGCAUUGGGAUAGUCACACACAUCAUCAUGAUGACAAUUGCUUCAUUGACAGAGCACUAUCGGCUACGUGCUGUGAAAGCUCAUGGUUUGGAAUCAGGCGGCGAAGUUCCCAUCACUAUAUUCAUACUUCUGCCUCAGUUUGUUCUUCUUGGUGUAUCUGAUGCCUUGAUAGAUGUUGCGAGGACCGAGUUCUUUUAUGAUCAAGCUCCUGAAACCAUGAAGAGUCUUGGAACAUCAUAUUCAUAUACAAGCUUGGGAAUAGGAAACUUUCUCAGUACCUUCUUACUUUCAACAGUGUCUCACAUCACAAAGAAGAAAGGCCACAAAGGAUGGAUCCUCAGCAACCUCAAUCAAGCUCGUCUUGAUUACUAUUAUGCCUUUUUCACAAUCCUCAACCUGUUGAACUUUUUCGUCUUCCUCGUCCUCGCGCGGCUAUAUGUUUACAAGACUGAGAAUACUGAACAGAAGAAGGAUAAUGUAGCAGUAGAGAAGAGUACACAAUUCAAUGAAGAUGGCAUUGAACAAGAUGAUGCAGAAAAACAAGAUUAGAAUGAGUUGGUAUGACGGCCUUGCAAUAACCUAAAAGCACACAAAUUUACAAAAGGGCAUACCUGAUUGUGGUGUGGAAUUUUGAGCUCUGUUUUCUUUCAGAAACCGUUGCAGUUCCAUAUUCUGAUCAAUCCUGUCGACAAUGGCUAGUUCCUGGAAUAAUUAAGAGUAGAUGCUCAAAGCUUGGGGGACAUAUUGAAAAGUUCGAUUUAUAUAUAUAUAUAUACAUAUAUCACAAAUGAUUGAGAACUAUGAAUGGAACUUGACAUAUCUAUGUAUCAAAUUAUUCAGAAUGAA
Molecule: messenger RNA, 2518 nt
Organism: Dioscorea cayenensis subsp. rotundata (Guinea yam)
Lineage: Eukaryota; Viridiplantae; Streptophyta; Magnoliopsida; Dioscoreales; Dioscoreaceae
Product: protein NRT1/ PTR FAMILY 5.2-like
Exons: 5
Coding region: 332-2221 (629 amino acids)
Biological process (GO): transmembrane transport; dipeptide transport
Cellular component (GO): membrane
Molecular function (GO): dipeptide transmembrane transporter activity; tripeptide transmembrane transporter activity
Source: RefSeq, a predicted model, not a curated record